UUUGAUCCUUUACGUGAAUAUCAUUAUCAUAUCAAGAUUUAUUAUGCAAUGAGUCAUCGUUAUUGAUUGAUGUACACGUGCACAUUGUUGUCAGACUAUCUAGAUGGCGCAUAGUUCGGCACUUUCGGAUUUCUCCGAUCUGAUAGACGGUUGGGCGUUGAUUCUUGUCGGGAAAAAAGUCGCGCUUUCAUUCGACGUCUUUUUAUGAUUCCGAUUGAUAGAGCUGCCCACCAAGUGUUUGUUUUAAUUCCUCUGUAAGAUGGAGGUUACAUUGGUUAGUGACGACAGUACUAGUUUAAGUUACUGGUUAAGAUGGGAAUUUUUUUUCUGUUUGCUAUCAGUCUUGACCUCCACGAUCGUAGCGUCGGUCCUGAUAUGGAAAUAUGAAGGUUCAAGCAACUCAGAAAGAGCGUAUUCUUUGUAUGACGGCGAAGCAUGGGUGCCAUGUGUGAAGGGACUGAGUCCUGUUUGGUUAUUGGCUUUCAGAAUCGUUGCAUCCUGUUUGCUUUUAGCCGCUUCCAUUGCCGAUGUUGCUACUCACGGGACUAACCUGUUUUACUACUAUACUCAGUGGACUUUGAUUUUGACCAUCUUCUAUUUUGUGUUUGGAUCACUGCUAUCCACUUGUGCAUGUAUGAGGCAACACAAAAUAUGCAACGCUCAUAGUAGACAUACGGAUGCAGAGAAAGGAAUGUACACGCGACUCACCAAAACAGGAACAGAUAACGCGGUUAACGAGUUAGGCGAAUGCUAUUUCUCACAAGCAGCUGCUUUUUGGGGUUACAUAUUUCAAAUCAUUUUCCAGAUGACUGCUGGAGCCGUAAUGCUGACGGAUGGUGUUUACUGGUUUGUUAUCUUCCCGUUUCUCACCAUUGUGGACUAUGAAAUGAGCUUUUUGACAGUUGUCGUACAUUCGCUCAAUCUUGUUUUGCUGCUAGGAGAUACAGCCAUGAAUAGCCUGGGGUUCCCGUGGUUCCGGAUUUCGUAUUUCAUCUUAUUCACUGCGUUUUACGUGAUGUUUGAGUGGAUUGUACAUGCCUUUGUGGCCACAUGGUGGCCAUACCCAUUUCUUAACGUAUCCGAGCAAUACGCUCCAAUGUGGUACUGGAUGGUUGCGGUGUUGCAUCUUCCAUGCUAUGCUAUGUUUGCAGUGUUGGUGAAAACAAAGUAUUUUAUAUUGUCUCGGUGGUUUCCUGAGUCUUACAAUUGUUUAAGAUGACAUCACCAACAAAAUGUUUAACAACUAAAAGUUGUCCUUCAUAAUGUAUUGAUUUGUUCUAUGUUGGUUUCACAACUCCCUCAUAGCUCUUGAGUCUCUUGAAUUUUCUGUUAAAAAGAUGUGAUUUUGUACAUGUUUAAAUGGUAUACAAAAAUGUGUUAAUUAAUA
Molecule: messenger RNA, 1387 nt
Organism: Helianthus annuus (common sunflower)
Lineage: Eukaryota; Viridiplantae; Streptophyta; Magnoliopsida; Asterales; Asteraceae
Exons: 9
Coding region: 260-1219 (319 amino acids)
Cellular component (GO): membrane
Source: RefSeq, a predicted model, not a curated record